Molecule: messenger RNA, 627 nt
Organism: Endocarpon pusillum Z07020
Lineage: Eukaryota; Fungi; Ascomycota; Eurotiomycetes; Verrucariales; Verrucariaceae
Exons: 3
Coding region: 1-627 (208 amino acids)
Biological process (GO): mitochondrial translation; RNA processing
Cellular component (GO): mitochondrial large ribosomal subunit
Molecular function (GO): ribonuclease III activity; structural constituent of ribosome
Source: RefSeq, a predicted model, not a curated record
AUGGCAGCCCCCGUUCGAUCGAGGUUGCCACGGCGCGAAGCAAUCUGGAAGGUAAACGAUGACCCCAGAAAGCUGGAUUCGUUUUAUGUACAAUUCCUCGGACCUGGGGGAGACAGCAUUUUGACGGAUGAGACCAAAUGGCUUGCUGUUACACAUAAAAGCUUUGAUCAUGGGAGGAGAGGAUUCAAUGAUCGAUUAUCGUACCUAGGCAAACGUAUCGUCGAGCUUCAAAUGAGUCUUGCGCUCCUGGGAUCAUCUACUCGGGAUGUCUUCAAGGUGGCGAAAGACCCACACGGGCGCACACCAUUUCAACAUCCUGCUACUGAAGGCAUCGAGGUUCUCAAUGGUGGUGCUAGAGCACAUCUUUUGCAUCAUUCACGAAUAUCCGAGAUGUCGCAACGAUACGGACUGCAGCACGUGGUACGGUGGAAUCCAAGAAAGCCUGAAAGUCUUCACGCAUCUGGAUUUGAAAUGGUCCUUACACAGGCAGUCUUUGCCAUCGCCGGAGCUGUUGCUCUCGAAAGAGGAGGAGGCGAAGCAAACCGGAUAGUAAGGGAACGAAUAAUAGUUCCGCUGGGAGUGCGGUCACAGAUACUGGAACAUUCGAAGGAGGAGCUAGUUGAAUAG